Molecule: messenger RNA, 333 nt
Organism: Effrenium voratum
Lineage: Eukaryota; Dinophyceae; Suessiales; Symbiodiniaceae
Source: the annotation of a GenBank genome assembly
AUGAGGUCCAGCCGAUUCGAAGAGGGCAACGUCACAGGUCACGCUGAGUAUGAUGUUGCAAACAAGGACUUCCUUGUUUGGCUCACCACUUUUGAGCCCAAGAUGCAAGUGUUCGAGCAAGUGAUGGGCUUUGACCUUCCAUUCAACACUGCCUCAUCGGAAACUCCGCUCCAAAGGUUUCUUGACGAUCUCAGCCAGUGCCGCUUCAAACACGGCUACUGGAGGGUGACGCUGAAAAUGGACAUGAGGAUCUGGCAGAAGGUGGCAAGGCCAAGGCCUGGGCGGGCGGCUGGGGUUGAACUUGUUUUCUGUAGGUCUGUGGUUCAGGCUUGA